Molecule: messenger RNA, 2437 nt
Organism: Pogona vitticeps (central bearded dragon)
Lineage: Eukaryota; Metazoa; Chordata; Lepidosauria; Squamata; Agamidae
Source: RefSeq, a predicted model, not a curated record
UUCAGUAGAGAUAGUCACCAGAGAAGGUCAGAAUCUUUAUAUUUGGGCUGGAAAUUGUAAGGAACAAGCACCCUGAACCAUGGAAAACUGCCUCAGGAACAUCCAAGGUCUGUAUCUUCUGCUCUUGUUCUCUGGGUCUGGAAUAUUUUGUGCCUCUAUCCAUUAUUCUGUCCCUGAAGAGAAGAGAAGUGGGUCUUUGGUGGCUAAUGUGUUGAAGGAUUUAAAACUGAGAGCAGGGGAGCUGUCUGCUCGCAGAGCCCAGAUAGUUUCCAAAGGUAAUAAGCAAUACUUCCACCUUGAUACCAGUUCUGGAGAUCUUUUGAUAAAUGACAAAAUAGACCGGGAAGCUUUGUGUGGCCAGACUGAACCUUGCUUAUUUCUCUUUCAAAUAGUGCUCCAAAAUCCUCUAGAGUUCUAUAGUAUAGAAAUGAAGAUAGAAGAUGUCAAUGACAAUGCCCCCAGAUUUCUUAAAAAGGAAUUUCAGCUGAAAAUUCCUGAACAUGUUCUCCUAAAUUCACGAUUUCCCUUGGAAUCUGCCAAGGAUCAGGACCUGGGAGACAACAGCAUUCAAAACUACACACUCAGUCCCAAUGAGUAUUUCCAUCUGGCUGUGGAAAGCAAUCCUGAUGGAAGCAAAGUAGUGGACCUCGUUCUGGAGAAACCACUGGACAGGGAGAAGGAGCCACACUUUGGAUUGACACUUACGGCGAUUGAUGGAGGGACACCACGGAGAACAGGCACAGUUCAAAUUAACAUUAAAGUUCUUGACAAUAAUGAUAAUUCUCCUCAGUUCACACAGUCUGAAUAUAAGGCAAGUCUAAAAGAAAACAGUCCUAGAGAUUCUCUUGUCUGCAAAGUGGAAGCCAGAGAUUUGGAUUUUGGUUCAAAUGCACAUAUCACUUAUUCAUUCCAUCGAGUGCCUGAAAAUAUACAUGACUUGUUUCAUUUAAAUGAAAUGACUGGGGAAAUCAGAGUUCUGGGAGAAAUUGAUUAUGAAAAAGAAGCCAGUUAUGACAUGGACAUCAAAGCAACAGAUGAUGGAGGACUUUCUGGACACUGCAAGGUCCUUGUAGAGAUUGAGGAUGUGAAUGAUAAUGUCCCAGAAGUAUCAGUCAUAUCCCUUACCAAUAUCAUAGCUGAAGAUGCUCCCCUGGGCACAGUGGUGGCCCUCUUCAAUGUUGCAGACCGAGACUCUGGAGAUAAUGGAAGAACUGUCUGUUUUAUGGAGUCAGAUUUGCCCUUUAUGUUAAAAACCACUGUGAACAACUUUUACCAACUUGUGAUCCAAAAUCCCCUGGACAGAGAGAAAGUCACAGAGUACAAUAUCACCAUCACCGCCAUAGACAAGGGCUCACCCAGUCUCACUUCCACAAGAAUUAUUAAUGUCAAAAUCUCCGAUGUCAAUGACAACUCUCCAGUGUUUGAAAAGGCUUUGUAUACAUUGCAAAUGUAUGAAAAUAAUAUUCCAGGCCUACUAAUUGGCUCAGUCUGUGCUGUCGAUCUGGACACAGGAAAGAAUGCGAAAGUGAUUUACUCACUCUUGCCUGGGAAGAUUGGUGGAGGGCCUGUGGUCUCUUACAUCUCAGUUGACUCUGAAACUGGAAAUGUGUAUGCUCUCAGAUCACUGGAUUAUGAGCAGAUCAAAGCCUUCCAUGUUACAGUCAAGGCAACAGAUGGUGGGACUCCUCCAUUGAGUUCAGAGGUAAUUGUCCAAGUCUCCAUCCUGGAUGAAAAUGACAAUGCACCCUUUUUCUUGUACCCCCUUCAAAAUAGCACAUCCCCCUGCAAUGAGCUGCUUCCCAAGACAGCAGAGGCUGGUUACUUGGUCACCAAAGUGGUGGCUGUGGAUGGAGAUUCUGGCCAGAACUCCUGGCUCUCCUAUGAACUGCUGAAGGCCACAGACCCAUCUCUUUUCACUAUUGGAGCCCAGAAUGGAGAGGUGAAAACCAGGAGGCCCCUGAAUGAGCGAGACACAAGCAAACAGAGGCUUAUCAUCCUGGUCAAAGAUAAUGGGGUCCCCCCUCAGACCAGCACUGCGACCCUCAACAUCCUUCCAGUGGAUGGCUUUUCUGAUCCUUAUAUGAAGAUGGUGGAUGUCAGACAACAAGAUCCAGAAGAAGAGGAGGAAACCUUGACUGUGUAUUUGGUGAUCUGCCUGGCUGCAGUCUCUGCCUUGUUUCUAGUAUCUGUUGUUUCUUUUGUGGUUAUCAAAAUCUAUAAGAAAGGCACCAGGGAAUGUUUUGUGGCUGCACCUCCUCAUUUCCCUCCUACUCGACCUGAUAUUCCAGAAGGCUGUUCGGAUUCUCAGAGUGGGUCACUUUCCAGGAAUUAUCGCUAUGAUGUUUGCUUAACUGGCGGAUCCUUAAGCAGCCAGAGCUUCUCUCUCUGAAGACGCAGCUCCCAGAGCCGGAGGUCCAGCCUGCACAGCUAAUCCAAC